This is a messenger RNA of Drosophila ananassae, 1782 nucleotides long. RefSeq names its product putative aldehyde dehydrogenase family 7 member A1 homolog (gene Aldh7A1). The coding region runs from base 89 to 1702 and encodes 537 amino acids. The transcript is spliced from 2 exons. Gene Ontology annotation, molecular function: aldehyde dehydrogenase (NAD+) activity. Lineage: Eukaryota; Metazoa; Arthropoda; Insecta; Diptera; Drosophilidae. The record is from RefSeq and is a predicted model, not a curated record.
UCUUUCAGCAUUUAAUCUUCUCUCAGUUGACAAUUGACUUGCGACUUGAACAGUCGAGGACAAGAGAUCCGGAGGCGUAUACACAAUCAUGAUCGCGAAUUUGAGAAACCUUUCCCGACUGGCCUUGCCCCGUCGACUGGCCUCCCAAUCCUAUUCCUCCUCCUCAUUCCUGAUCGACCAACCGGAAUAUAGUUUCCUGAAGGAACUGGGAUUGGAACGAGAGAAUCCUGGAGUGUACUCUGGUCAUUGGCAGGGACGAGGUCCAAGUGUCACCAGCUACGAUCCUGGUACUGGCCAAGCAAUCGCCACAGUGCGCCAGGGCACGGUCCAGGAACUGGAGCAGACCAUCGGAUUGGCUGUGGACGCCUACAAGCAGUGGCGGAAAGUACCCGCUCCAGUUCGAGGCGAAAUAGUUCGCCAGAUCGGAGAUGAGCUGCGCAAGUACAAGGAACCUUUGGGUAAACUUGUUUCCCUGGAGGUGGGAAAAAUCUACAGUGAGGGUCAGGGUGAGGUGCAGGAGUUCAUCGAUAUCUGCGACUAUGCGGUGGGUCUCUCCAGGAUCUAUUCCGGUCAGUUGAUCAACUCGGAGCGUGCUGAUCACUCGAUUCUGGAGGCUUGGCGUCCUCUGGGAUUGGUGGGUGUAAUUUCGGCUUACAAUUUCCCCAACGCCGUAUUCGGAUGGAAUGCAGCUAUUGCUCUAACCACUGGCAACAGUGUUCUGUGGAAGGGAGCACCCAGCACUCCCUUGGUUUCCGUGGCCACCACCAAGAUAGUAGCCGAUGUGUUGCAGAGGAACAACCUGCCGCCGGUGGUUACACUCUGCCAAGGAGGCACCGAUGUAGGACAGUCUUUGGUUUCCGAUAAGCGAGUAAACCUGGUCUCCUUCACUGGUAGCUGCCAAACUGGUCGGGAUGUCGGCGUAGAAGUUCAGAAACGCUUCGGAAAGGUGAUCCUCGAACUGGGCGGCAACAAUGCCCUGAUUAUAGAUGAAUCUGCGAACGUUAAGAUGGCCCUGGAUGCGGCUCUUUUCGGCUGUAUCGGAACUAGUGGCCAGAGAUGCACCACCACCAGGAGAAUCAUUGUCCACGAGAAGCUCCACGACCAAUUUGUACAGGCUCUGGUCAGCAAAUACAAGCAACUGAUACCCAAGAUUGGACACCAAUUGGAGGCACAAACUCUCGUGGGUCCCGUUCACACGCAACAGAAUGUGGAGAACUACAAGAAAGCCAUCGAGGAAGCCAAGUCCUUGGGUGGAACUGUUGCCUUCGGCGGUAAGGUCAUACAGCGAGAUGGUUUUUAUGUUGAGCCCACUGUAGUCACGGGAUUGCCACAUGAUGCCACCGUUGUCCAUCGCGAAACUUUUGCGCCAAUCGUCUAUAUCUUGAAGGCGAAGAAUGUGGAACAGGCCAUUGAAUGGAACAACGAGGUGGAGCAGGGUCUCUCCUCAGCUAUUUUCACCGAGAACAUCGGUCAGGCCUUCAAGUGGAUUGGAGCUAGUGGCUCCGAUUGCGGCAUCGUGAACAUCAAUACCACUACCAACGGUGCUGAGAUUGGUGGAGCGUUUGGUGGUGAAAAGGCCACUGGCGGUGGCCGGGAGUCCGGAUCGGAUGCCUGGAAACAGUACUGCAAGAGGGCCACUAUCACAGUCAAUCACUCAGGAGAGUUGGCCUGUGCCCAGGGUGUCGUCUUCAAUGUAGAGUAAACUUUAUUAAAUUAGACUUUGUAUAAUCGUUCUAUUUUCAGUAACACAAUAUUUUUAAAUACAAAAAUAAUUUGAAAAUU